Molecule: messenger RNA, 4358 nt
Organism: Macrobrachium nipponense
Lineage: Eukaryota; Metazoa; Arthropoda; Malacostraca; Decapoda; Palaemonidae
Product: PH and SEC7 domain-containing protein-like
Exons: 13
Coding region: 43-3882 (1279 amino acids)
Biological process (GO): regulation of ARF protein signal transduction
Molecular function (GO): guanyl-nucleotide exchange factor activity; protein binding; phospholipid binding
Source: RefSeq, a predicted model, not a curated record
AAAUAUUUUGCUAGCAGACGAGGAUGAGAGGCCGAUGGAAAGAUGGCCGACUCGAUGACUGUGGUUAAAUAUGUGAAGUUAAAGCGUAGUGAAACGUGUGGGUUUGGAUUUUCAAUCCUCGGGGGAGCUGGAUCAGAACUCCCACCCAUCGUUUAUGAUAUUAUUGAAGGCUCGCCUGCAGCAAACUCUUGUCAGCUUGCCCCUGGUGAUAUUAUAUGGGAGGUCAAUGGCCAAGAAGUCAUUUCACUCACAACAAAAGAAGUUCUCAAUUGUUUGCGGUUAUCAGCAAAUGAAGUGACACUCAAGUUGAAAACUGAUGCAGGGAUCCAGCAACGUGUUCAGCAAUACUUAGCAACCCCUAACAACCCAGAUGUUCUUCGAACAGCAAUCACAAGAGAUGAUCUUCAGGGAGUAAAGCAAAUCAAAGCAAAGAAGUCUGCCAGUAGAACACCUCCAGAACAGUCAUCUUCAACUCCGCCUUCCCUUCCGAGUCCCACUCUUUCAGAUGCCUCAGACCGGGCUUCAAUAAGCCAUGGUUCAAAUCACACAGCUUCAGAAAAUGGCAUACACAUAAGGGACAGAACAUCAGCAGAAAAUGAACGCAAUACCCACAAGAAGCCCAAAAGUGAAGCAUAUUUGAUGACAGGUGACCUUAUUUUAAAUCUCUCACGGACUUCCCAUGAUCCUAGUUGGCUACCUCAGCAGAAAACCGUUGAUGACUUGAGAAAAUCUGGGAGCUCAAGUGUUCCUACAAGUCCAAAUGAAAGUGAAUUUCAUACAAGUAGGUUAGCCAAACAUGAAGUGGGAAGUCCGCAGAGCUUGUGUUCGCCUGUGUCUGCUGACAAUAACACUGGUGGUGUGCAAUUUACUUAUCCCCCAACUAGCACAUCUGUAAGAAUAUCCAAAUCUGAGGACCAUUUGCAAUAUCAGAAGGAUAAUAUGUGUGCAGUUAACAUAGAGCUAGAUGAUGAUGUGACGUCUUCUCUUAACACGCUUUUAGAUACCCGUGAUGAUUCUAGAACUUCCCCAGACCCCGAGGACCGUGAUCACCGUAUUGUGUGGACAUUCAAUGCCCCAACCUCCCCAGAUAGUGUACAUUCAAGUCAUGAUUCAGACAGCCCCUUAAUCCGGUCUCCCUCCCCAGCAUCUCCUCUCUCCCCAACAUCAUCCAUGCAGUAUUCAUGUAGUGGUGUGUAUGAUAAAAUGUGCAGUGGGCGUGACUCCCUUGGCAGCUCUAACAGGUCUGAGAAUGUUUUAUCUAACAGUUCUAGUUUAACUAGUCCGGACACUGAUGUGCCCGAUGAACUUGAAUGGGACGACACGACGCCUACCUUGCAUAUUCCUUCUUCUCAUGCUAACGGAUUUAGUGCCAAAGAUUUGCUUCCCAAUGGACGUAACAACAUGGGUAGUGUAAUGACUACUGAUAGAGGUCUAGUCUCUGAUAGAGCCAAAGUAAGAAAACAGGAUGAAAAUCGUAUUGUGAUAAAAGUAGAAGGACCUGAUAAGAAUAGCAAGAGGAAAAGACCUCAACAAUUAAGUAAAAGUGGUGAGCAGCUACACCAAGAACCCCCUGAUGUUAACGAUGUUUCCCGUGACCCAGAUUUGACCCCUACUAACACACGACCCCCAACCCCAGGCUCAGGCACCCUCUCCCCCGACACUUUAGCUUAUCAGGAAUUACGUGAAUCUGAAGAUGAAAUUACCUGUCUUUCAGAAGAGGAUGGGGUAGGAAAGGCUUCCAUACGAACCUCAAGUACCACCUCUCCUCCUCUAAGUGAAGAUGAGUCAGACAUUGACUCUCUGCACAGCUUCCAUUAUAGUCCUAAGGCUGUGGACAUCCCGUCUGCUGUCAGAUUGGCAAAACGCCUUGUUACCCUAGAUGGCUUUAAGAAAUCUGAUGUUUCCAGACAUUUAUCUAAAAAGCCAACCCUAGGAAAGCUGUUGAUCAGCUCAGUGGUCAGCAAUGAAUUCAGUCGUGCAGUUGCUGAUGAAUACCUUAAUUACUUCGAUUUUCGAGGUGAUACCCUUGAUGUGGCCUUGCGAAAGUUUUUGGACAAAUUUUGUUUAGCAGGGGAAACUCAGGAGAGAGAACGUGUUCUAGUCCACUUCUCCCGUCGCUUCCUUGACUGCAAUCCUGGCACCUUCAACUCUCAAGAUGCUGUACAUACUUUAACCUGUGCCCUGAUGUUGCUCAACACGGAUCUACACGGGCAGAGUGUGGGACGCAAAAUGACCUGCAAUGAAUUCAUUGAUAAUUUAGCUGACUUGAAUGAUGGCGAAAAUUUCCCCAGAGAAGUGCUCAAAUCUCUCUAUCAUGCAAUACGUAAUAAGCCUUUGCAGUGGGCCACGGAUGAAGAUGCCGAUCAUGAUGCAAGUGGAACAAGUAAAGGUGGAAGUGGUGUCUCAGACUCACAAGCAGUUGUAGGAAGUAACCCUUUCCUCGCACCUCCAUCCGGAAAUGGUAUUCAGUACAAGAAAGGUUAUAUUAUGCGGAAGUGUUGUACAGAUCCAAAUGGGAAAAAAACUGCGUUUGGUAAACGAUCUUGGAAAAUGUGGUUCUGCGUUAUACAAGAUUUAGUGCUAUACCUUCAUAAGGACGAACAAGGUGCCCGUCGUGGGCCCCAGCAUGCCCAGUUAGGCCACAAUGCCAUCCGGCUACAUCAUGCUCUAGCUACAAGGGCUCAUGAUUAUUCAAAAAAAGAACAUGUCUUCCGAUUACAAACUGCUGAUCAAGCAGAAUAUUUAUUACAAACAAGUGACAGCAAAGAACUUCAGGCGUGGAUUGACACUAUAAACUUAGUUGCAGCCAGUCUAUCAGCAGCUCCUCUGCCAGGAGCCGUUGGUUCUCAGCGCAAAUUCCAACGACCUCUCUUGCCUUGCAGUAUAACUAAACUAACUUUGAGUGAGCAGCUGGAAGAUCACACUGAAAGAUUGGCACAAUUAGAACGGGAGUUAGAAGACCACAAAGCUCAUCCACCAGAGAGAAAUUCAAAGGUUGCUAGUGCUUCUAAUUAUCGAGAGAAAGAAGCUUAUCUCACGAGUGAAAUCAAGAGAUACCGAACGUAUGUGUAUCUCCUUCGUUCACGACUGACUACUCAGCAAGGUGGACAGCAGGGAACAAGUUCAGGAUUAGAUGUUGGUGACCUUCCUGUUUUUGAAGCUCGUCCGGUUUCUGAUGGAUCUGAUGGUGGGGAUCGUGGAAGUAGGGUGAUACCCCCUCCUAUUCCUGAGCGCGCACGGCCAGGUGACAGCCCCCCGCCCCCCAACCCCGACGACGACUUGCUAGGUGAAAAUGAGGAUUUCGGCACCAUUCGCUCCAAGAUGGAAUUGAUUGACGUUGAUAAUCUGGAGAGUUUGACCAAGAGUACCCAAGAAGAGGAUGAUAAGAGUAACCAAGGAACGCUCAAGAGGAAAAACAAAGAGGACAAAGAAAAAAGAAAACUAGAGAAAGAAAACGAAAAAUUUUUCAAGGAAAUGGAGAAGAAAGAAAAGGAAAUUGAGAAGAGAGAAAAGGCCAGGGAAAGAAAAGAACAGGAAGAAGAGAAGAAGGUUAAAGAGAGAGAAAAGAAGGAAUUUGAAAAGCAAAAGAAAGAAAAAGAGAAGCAACUUAAAGAGCAUAAGAAAAUAGAGGACAAGAAAGAACCUCAAGAUGAAGCCAUUGAGGACGAUCCUCGAAUUGGCACCCUAGACAGAAUCUCGGCCCUUUUCCGUUUCAGUAAACUGAACAGCAAAGACAAGGGGGAAGAAACAGAGAAGGACGACGAUGCCAAAGGAAAUCAGACCUUAUAUGAAAACGUGGACCCAGAGGCACCCCCCCUCCCCCCAAAGCCUGCACCAAAUUCUCCCAUCAUGAGAAAUAUUGGAACCCGCUUAGAUAUAUGAUGUAGUACAUAGUUGUGCUCCUAGAUCCUUUACAGAUACUAUUUGCUUUUUGAACUGUUGUUUGGUGAAUAGGGUAAAAUGUUAACAUCUUUUGUGGUAAUAAAGCUUUGGUAGUAGCUAAGUUCCUUGACAGCUGCUCUUCUUGGUAUUGCCUCAUCGUAGGAUAUAUUACAUGCUGCAGAAAGGCUUCAGGAAAUGGACUAAUGCAACAGACUUCUUAGGUUGUGCCUUUUGAAUGUAAAAUAUUAUUAUCCUUAGCAUCCUUAAUGUAAAUUUACAUACAUGUCUAGUCACUUUAGUAUUCCCAAAGAAGCUUAAAAAAUUGCGAGUAUGGCUAAUGAUGCCUUUUAACCAUAAUUAACAUGAUUUUUACCAAAGAAACUUAAAAAUUGUACUUUUCCCGUUUUUUUGUGUUGUGAAAACCAAAAUGGUGGGAAUGCUGGAGAUAACAGAAUAAAAGAUGCAAAAAUACAACA